CAUCACACUGCCCGACGUGCAACAUGACCAACAUGGCUGUUCUCGUACCUCGCAGGCCCGAGGUGAUUGUAUCGUUGGAAACCUGGAAAUCACGAUGAUUCUCCAGUGAAUCAGCACGGCGAGUGAGCGUCCUGCCUGGUAGUCUGAUCGCGCGAGCGGCAGGACUCGCCUGGAUACGCUGCCGCAACCAAAGAGCCCGCAAGUCCUAGCGAUAUAUAAAUACUGUGAAUAGAACCCUUAAGAUGGUGAAGUUAUACGCACUGACUGUUCUGUACAAAAGUCCCACGUCGGCGACGACGCUGAAGGCCGCCUACGACGUGGAGUCGUUCUCGUUUUUUCAAAAAAACAGUAUUAAGGAGUUCAUGUGCUUCGUCAGUAAAACAAUUGUGGAGAGAACGCAGACGUGUGCCAGGCAGAGCGUCAAGGAAGGCGAAUACAUGUGCCAUGUGUACGUGCGAGCCGACAAUCUCGCCGCGGUGCUCAUCUCGGAUCACGAAUACCCCAGGAGAGUGGCGCACACUCUGAUCACGAAGGUGAUGGACGAGUUUGCGGCGAAGAAUCCGCCGUCGGCGUGGCCCACCCUCAAGGAGACCACCGCCGACUUCCCGCAGAUCAAUACGUAUCUAGCCAAGUAUCAGAAUCCAGGCGAGGCGGACGCGCUCACGAAAAUGCAAAACGAUCUAGACGAGACAAAAAUUAUUUUGCACAAUACCUUGGAAGCGGUGCUGCAAAGGGGCGAGAAGCUGGACGAUCUAGUUUCCAAGUCGGAGGGGCUCAGCGCUCAGUCGAAGGCGUUUUACAAGACCGCACGGAAAACCAACUCCUGCUGUAGUUUAGCUCCUUAGAACGUUUCCUUCGUUGUUUUUUUGUUUCUCAGCGAGCUUCGCCGCUUCAAUAUUUCGAUAAAUGUGACUUUAUAAUCAUUGCGGUAUAAAAACGCAAGCGAGUAUUUAUAUGAUUGGCGGAAGGGGUCGAUAUGCGGGAAAUGGGAGGGAAGGUUUAGCCAACAGGUAACGGGGAGCCAACGGAAGGUAUUGAUCUACCCAGAUUUUUCAGUGGAACGUACAUAUAUUCAUUCAGUGAAUUUCUAGUUGAAUAACGGGCAAAAGCAAACCACUGCCGGUUCCUCCCAGUUAAGUGGAAUUUUUUAUAGGGAUGUCACGCGCCCGUGGAAAUCGUCUACUCGCGAGAAACGGUCCUAAACAAUUGCGUACAUGAAUUACUUCCGAGAUGAGUUUCGCGCGAGAGGAAGCUACCGUGAGGGAGUUCCCACAGUGUCAAAGUAUCGCCUUAAACACAUUCCGAAUGUUAAUCGUGCCCUUUUUACGUGUGAAAAAGACGCGGGUGUAGCGCGAGGUGGUUUUUAUUCCGGACGUGAAGAGCCUCGUGAAUCGAUAGAUGCGAUGCGACAACGCUAUUGGACGAACGAUUUAUCUCUGUUGAAACAAUUAGAUCCCAGUCUAAUAAUCCGAUCAGCGUGAAAUAAUCAAAAGAGCCUUUUUGACGGAACUUUUGUAACCGCUAGAAAUAAUUUUACAUCUUGUAUCUGUGCGAUUUUAUCAUAGUUAUGUUGACAAGUCAUCCAUAUUGUAAGAAAUCCGAACGAGAGAAUAUUCAGCACAGAUUCUAAGAAGGUUGUCUGGCAGUUUAUUUAAUACAACAUACGUAAACCAGUCCUAAUCCUUUUUAACUGUAUUUAUAUAUUAUGAAUUGUACCAAAAAAACUAUUAUCAAUGUUUGUUACAUUAAACAUUUCAUCCAGUUGAUCGAUAGACGAUAAGGCUUACGAUUAUUUGUCAUUUGAAUUUCAACAUAAGUAAAACUCUGAUGAUGUGUCUUGACAGAAAGAAAAUAUAUUCUAUGUAUAAUAUUUAAGUGACAAUUGUAAUCUUUAUACUAUGUAUGUUGAAAAGUAUAAUGAGCCAGUAAAUAUAUAUUAAUAUA
Molecule: messenger RNA, 1944 nt
Organism: Vollenhovia emeryi
Lineage: Eukaryota; Metazoa; Arthropoda; Insecta; Hymenoptera; Formicidae
Gene: Ykt6
Product: synaptobrevin homolog YKT6
Exons: 4
Coding region: 243-845 (200 amino acids)
Biological process (GO): endoplasmic reticulum to Golgi vesicle-mediated transport
Cellular component (GO): Golgi apparatus
Molecular function (GO): SNAP receptor activity
Source: RefSeq, a predicted model, not a curated record